Messenger RNA from Lemur catta (Ring-tailed lemur), 1209 nucleotides. RefSeq names its product testis expressed 28 (gene TEX28). Gene Ontology annotation, cellular component: endomembrane system. Lineage: Eukaryota; Metazoa; Chordata; Mammalia; Primates; Lemuridae. The record is from RefSeq and is a predicted model, not a curated record. The transcript has 3 exons. The coding region runs from base 1 to 1209 and encodes 402 amino acids.
AUGCAGGCAGAAUACAACAAGAGCGCAAGUGCAACCCUCCCCUCCAAUGUGCCUUCAUGCAGGUCCUUGUCCAGGGAAGAGGGCCCCAGUGGCCACUGCAGCCUCUCAGAUAGGGAGCUUGCCCGGAACUUACAGGAUGGCAUCAAACACCGCAUCUUCUACCUGUCAGAGCAGCUGAGAGUGGAGAAGGCCAUCCGGGACGAGAACACAGUGGGCUACCUCAAGCUGGUGUCCAAAGCAGACCGGCACCAGGCCCUGCACAUCCGGCAAGCCUUUGAGAAGGUAAACCAACGUGCCUCUGCUACCAUUGCCCAGAUCGAGAGAAGGCUCCUCCAGUGUCACCAGCAGCUCCAGGAGCUGGAGGAAGGAUGCAGGCCCAGAGGCUUAGCGCUGACAGCAGAAAGUAACCUGGACAACUGUGAGCAGCCCAGUGAGAAGGCCCCAUUUUCCGAGUCCCCCAAGCUGGGUAGGGAAGACUGCCUGCCCACCAACCUGCCCAACGUCAUCAAACCCUCCCCGGGCUUGCAACAGGGGAAGUUGUCAGAGACAAAAUGUGUGGCUCGGCAACAAAACCUGCUGUUGCAGAAGGUAAAGGAAGAGCUGAAAGAAGUCAAGAAGUUCCACAUCAGCCUCAAGAUGUCCUAUCAGAGCCUAAACGACAAGUAUCUGAAAGACCUGCAGGUGUCGCUGGAGUCCCUUCAAGAGGAGAAAUGCAGACAAACGCUGAUGGAAGAGCAUUUGAAUGACCACCUGCAGGGCCACCUGGAUGAGAUUUACCACCUCAAACAGAAUCUGGCCUGCACUGAAGAGAAAAUGGCCUAUCUGUCCUAUGAGAGAGAUAAGGAAAUAUGGGAGGUCAUGGAGACUUUCAAGAGCCGAAUAUCCAAGCUGGAAACUUUACAGCAAGUCACCCAACUGGAGAUGACAGAGCACCUCAGAAGCCGUCCCCAGGAGUUUUUGUUCAGAUUCUUGGGCCUGCUCCUCACACUGGCCUCCCUCCUCUUGGUCUCUGUGUCCUCCAUUUGUUCCCUCCCUUUGCCGCUGUUCCACUCACGCCUGCGCACUUGCACCACGCUCGUGCUGCUUGGGCUCGGAGCCCUGGCCUGGCAGAAGCGGCAUGCCAUCUCCACCUUGAACUGGCAGGUGUGGGUCCCCUCCAGAUGGAGACUGUACUCCAAGGACUCCAAUCCUCCAUCAGAUGGACCUUAA